GAUCAGCUACUCGAAUCAGAUCGCAAGACUUAGUGCUCGUGCCGAAAAAGAUCGGAUUUUUGCACGCUGCUGAGUAUGGCGAAACAUAGUAUUUUUGACUUUCAAUCGCCCGAUGCUGACCUAAAAGACGAUGUCCUAAGGGGCCGACUGUUCGAAAUUUUAAGAAAAUAUGCCAGUGGUCCUGUUAUAUCAACUGAACUGGAAGAUGGCAAGAGCUGUUUGUUUAUCUUCGUUGGAGAAAAUGGGGGACAUUGGAUUCUGCGAAGUUUCUCCACUGGUUUGAUAACCUUGGAUGUAAUGCAAUGUGGGAAAGAAGAAAUAUUGUCUAAGGAUACUUUAAAAAGUAUAGAAAAGGAGAUCUGCAAAGUUCUCUCAGCUGAGAAGUCACUGCAUUUGCCACCGAUAAAUCGAGGAGCUAAAGUGAACACCUAUUAUCCAACUGUAGAUGAUCUUCUGAUCCAGUAUGACUUUGACAGAUUAGAAUUUGAAACCAAUUCUCCCUACCAAAACAUCAAAAUUCUUCACUCCCAGCAGUUUGGGAAUAUACUUAUUCUAGAUGAUGACAUAAAUCUUGCUGAAAGUGACUUCAUCUAUACUAAGACAAUAACAGGAAGUGGCAGAGAAGUCUUUAAGGACAAAACCAUUCUUAUUCUUGGGGGAGGGGAUGGUGGAAUUCUAAAUGAACUCCUGCAAUGCUCCCCUGAGUUUGUCACAAUGGUUGAUAUUGAUGAAGAUGUGAUAAACUGUGCUAUAAAGUAUUUACGAGGGAUAUGUGGAAAUGCUUUAGACAAUCUCUCUGGUGAACAUCACAAGGUACACAUUGGUGAUUGCGUGAAAUAUUUAGAGCGGUGUAUAGAGGAAGGCAGAACAUUUGAUUAUGUCAUCAAUGAUUUGACAGCAAUUCCUGUCACAAAGGAGCCAAUAGGUUCCUUGUGGGAAUUCUUAAGACUGAUUCUGGAUAUGUCGAUGAAGGUGCUGUCACCUAGUGGGAAAUAUUUCACCCAGGGUAACAGUUACAAUAAGCCGGAUUCUUUACUAAUGUACGAACAACAGUUAACCAAGCUGUCUUGCCCUGUCCAAUUCAGAAAAGAAGACGUCUUUGUUCCAUCUUACCACGAAAAAUGGGUAUUCUACGAAAUAUGGAAGACGAAUGAAAGUACACUCUCAUAAUACCAAUUGUAAACUGAGCUUAAUUGAUGUCUUACUGGAGAUGAAAGUAUCGAAACCAAUUGCAUUUUAGCCGAAAUUAGCUUAGUUUGAGGCACUAAACCGUCAAACGACUAUGUUUAACAAAGAGACCUUGGAACAUAGUUAGGUCAUCGUUUUAAAUAAUUUAUUAUACAACCGUUGUAAUAGAACACGCAUACCCCCACUAAAAUCGUUGGUGUUUAUUGUCAUGAACAUUAAACAACAGUCUAUCAGCCCGCUUCUAUGUAGCUACCUACUUUGCGUACAUUUUUGCCUGACUGCUUGGCUUAGUUUGUCGUCGUGAAAAGAGAAAGCUUACACCGAGGCAUAGAUGCCGUAAUGAUUUCUCAACGAGCGAACACUCAACUCCCAAUGCCUUGUUGAAGGAACCGAAACGAGAUAACCUGUGUCUG
Messenger RNA from Pocillopora verrucosa, 1601 nucleotides. The record is from RefSeq and is a predicted model, not a curated record. Lineage: Eukaryota; Metazoa; Cnidaria; Anthozoa; Scleractinia; Pocilloporidae.